Messenger RNA from Brassicogethes aeneus, 802 nucleotides. The record is from the annotation of a GenBank genome assembly. Lineage: Eukaryota; Metazoa; Arthropoda; Insecta; Coleoptera; Nitidulidae.
CUGCAGUUGGUAAUCCUUUCUAACAAAAUAUUUAGCACGUGUAGAGUCAAAUUGACGUCUGCGUGUGAAUAAAAAAAAAUGCGUAUUGAAACGUGUUAUUUUUGUUCGUCCAGGAUAUAUCCUGGACAUGGAAUUCAGUUCGUAAGAAAUGACUGCAAAAUAUUCAAAUUCUGUCGCUCCAAAUGUCAUGCUGCGUUUAAAAAGAAGAAGAACCCACGUAAAGUUAAAUGGACUAAAGCGUACAGGAAAACAGUGGGCAAGGAAUUGGCGAUUGACCCAUCCUUUGAAUUUGAAGCACGUCGUCACACUCCACUUAAAUACGACAGACAGACCUGGACCAAGGCAAUUGAAGCUAUGAAGAAGGUUGAAGGAAUAAAACAAAAAAGACAAAGAGCGUUUGUCAUGCAAAGGCUUCGUAAAGGCAGAGAACUUGAAACUGAGAGGGAUGUUAAAGAAGUUCAAAGAGAUUUAUCUCUUAUCAGGUCUCCAGCUGCUGGACUUAAAGGAAGAAAGCAAGAAGAAGAGAUGCAUGAAGGAAUGGAGGAGUCUGGUGAAGAGAUGGAAGGAGUUGUUGAGGAUGGAGGUGAAGUUACAUUGUAGGUUUAGGUCCCAUUGUAUUAUAAGUAAAAAUUUUAAUUAUACCUUAUUGGUUUUUAUUUGAAGACUGUUAAUAAAUCAUAAUACAAUAGAUAGGUAAGUAGAAGGGCAUGUAGUAAUAUGUAAUCAGAGAAGCUAAAAGUUCAUAAUGUUCAUGUUUUGUUCAAUCUUGCUUUGUGUUGAGUUUAUUAAAGGACUUUUCAAA